Messenger RNA from Tripterygium wilfordii, 2114 nucleotides. RefSeq names its product heparanase-like protein 3. The transcript has 8 exons. The coding region runs from base 437 to 2053 and encodes 538 amino acids. Gene Ontology annotation, cellular component: plant-type cell wall; membrane. The record is from RefSeq and is a predicted model, not a curated record. Lineage: Eukaryota; Viridiplantae; Streptophyta; Magnoliopsida; Celastrales; Celastraceae. Gene Ontology annotation, molecular function: beta-glucuronidase activity.
UUAUAAUAAUAAUAAAAAGGAAAUUAGCAUAAUAGCAUGCAGCCAUACACGAUGAAAAGGGAAAUUUUUUAAUUUGUAAUAACAAGCCUGCCUACCUUGGAUAACUCUAUAAGGAAAUUAACAUGCAAAAAUAAAUGGAAAAUUUUCUAAUUUGUAGUAUCUAGAUAUUUAUGAAAUUUAUCUAAUUUUGUAAAUGAAGUUAAUAUGGCAAAUCGCGACUUACGUUUCUUCUGUCACCAGCUUCAUUUCUUUGUCAUUUCUGGUUGGAACCAUCUGCUAAAAUAACAGUUGAAUUGGCAACUCCAAUCAACUAAGGCUAAGCAGUCUAGAGUUUAUCCCAAAAAAAAGAGAGAGUCUAUAUAUAUUAAUACCACUUCUACACCUGCAACAACUCAUACACAGGCAAAAGUCAAGGCAGAGAAAAUUGUUAAAAGACAUGGCUUCUUUGUCUAACCUCUUGCAUUUGAUAUUUUGGCUCUACUUUGUGGGUCAUAGCUCAAUCUCUGUUGCUCUGCAGGGAUUGGUGUCAAUUAAUGGAACAGCUCCAAUUGCAGAAACAGACAAUGACUUUGUUUGUGCCACCAUAGAUUGGUGGCCUCCUGAAAAAUGUGACUAUGGAACUUGUAGCUGGGGCAGAGCUUCUCUUCUAAAUCUGGAUCUCAACAAACCAAUAUUGUUAAAUGCGAUUAAGGCAUUUUCACCUCUAAAGAUCAGAUUGGGUGGAACCUUACAAGACAAGGUGACAUACCAGAGUUAUGGUAGUCUACAACCUUGUGCUCCAUUUGUUCAAAAAAGUUCAGAGGUGUUUGGGUUUUCACAAGGUUGCCUACCUCUAGCUCGAUGGGACCAACUGAAUGAUUUUUUUAAACAAGCUGGGGCAGCAGUGAUUUUUGGAUUAAAUGCACUAAGUGGAAGGAAAAUAGGUUCUGAUGGUUCUGUAAUAGAAGCAUGGAAUUCUAGUAACGCUGAAUCUUUAUUGAGGUACACAGUCAAUAAGGGCUAUCCUAUAUAUGGCUGGGAACUAGGAAAUGAACUCAGUGGGAAUGGGGUCGGUGCAAGAAUUUCUGCAGAUCAAUAUGCAUAUGAUAUAAGUCAAUUGCAAAACUUAGUCCAAGUUAUCUACAAGGAUUUCAAGGUUAAGCCUAUAGUCAUGGCACCAGGAGGGUUCUUGGAUGUCAAUUGGUAUACAGAAUUCUUACAUAAAGCACCCUAUUCAUCACUCCAGGCAGUCAGCCAACACAUUUAUAACCUAGGACCGGGGGUUGCUACUGAUCUUGUAGAGAAAAUCUUGAAUCCAUCAUAUCUUGAUGGUGGGUUGCAAAUGUUUAGCAGCCUUCAAAACAUUUUGAAGAGCUCAGAGACUUCGGCAGUUUCUUGGGUUAGUGAAGCAGGGGGUGCUUGGAACAGUGGCCAUAAUCAUAUCACAAAUGCAUUUGUGUUCAGUUUCUGGUACUUGGACCAGCUUGGAAUGGCAUCAAAAUAUGAUACCAAAACAUAUUGUAGGCAGUCAUUAAUUGGUGGAAAUUAUGGUCUACUCAACACUAACACCUUCCUUCCAAAUCCUGACUACUAUAGUGCUCUUCUAUGGCACCGUUUGAUGGGAGCCAAGGUCCUGUCAACAAGUUUCUCCGGAACAAACAAAAUACGUGCUUACGCUCACUGCUCUAAAGCAUCGCAAGGGAUCACACUGCUCUUGAUCAACCUAGAUGGUAACACUACAGUUCAUAUCCAGGUUUCAACUGGAAACGCUGGCAGCAAUGGAUCAUUGAGUAUGCAAGAACAAAAUCAAACACAAAGAAAAAAAAUUUCCAGGAUGGCUAGCAACAAUGAACUCCUUGGAAUUUUCAGACAAGAAUAUCAUCUAACUGCAAAAGAUGGGGAUUUGCACAGCCAAACCAUGCUUCUAAAUGGGGUACCACUUUCUGUGGGUUCAACAGCGGCUAUUCCUGAUUUGGAACCAGAAUAUAAUUACCAGUCAAACCCAAUAGAUGUUGGUCCAUACUCGAUUGUAUUUGCUCACAUGCCUAAUGUUACUGUUCCAGCAUGCAAGUAGUUGCAUAAAGACAAAAAAUUGAUUUAUUGUUUUAACAAAUAAAAACUCCAGAUUUUAGUCU